Molecule: messenger RNA, 1060 nt
Organism: Anolis sagrei ordinatus
Lineage: Eukaryota; Metazoa; Chordata; Lepidosauria; Squamata; Anolidae
Source: RefSeq, a predicted model, not a curated record
AGGCGGGCCUUGCUUUUCAGCCGGUGGAGGCUCUCUCCACGUGAGGGCAUUCAUGGAGGCCAUGGCAGGGAGUGAGACUACAUUGGCUGGAACUCUGGAUUUGAGGGAAAGAGUGGAAGCAGACCUGCCUGCAGCACUGGGCUUAUUGAAGUCUCUCCAAGAACAGGUUAUUGCGGUGACCCGUCAUGUCCAGGGUCUGGCACAGAAAGUACGGGCAGGGAACUACCCCACUGAGAAGGGUCUCAGUUUCUUGGAGGUGAAGGACCAGCUGCUGCUUCUCUACCUCCAAGACCUGUCUCAUCUCAUCCUGGAGAAAACAUCUGGACGCUCCGUGGCUGAACAUCCUGCAUUGCUACGUUUGGUGGAAACCCGAACCGUCUUGGAGAAGAUGAGGCCCAUUGACCAGAAGCUGAAGUACCAAGUGGACAAACUGGUGAAAGCAGCUGUGACAGGAGCUUUGAGUGAAAACGACCCAUUGAGAUUCAAGCCUAAUCCAAGCAACCUGAUGAGCAAGCUCAGCGAUUCAGAGGAGGAAGAUGGAGAAGCUGCUGAUGGUGCAACGAGUUCUGCAAAAGGGACAUCAAAAGGAGGGAGCAGGAAAUAUGUCCCACCUCGCCUGGUGCCUGUACAUUACAAUGAAACAGAGGUGGAGCGAGAAAAGAAGAUGCUGGAGCAGGCAAAGAAAAAAGCUCUCAGCAGCUCUAUCAUCCGGGAGUUGAAAGAGCAAUACUCUGACGCCCCCGAGGAGAUCCGGGAAGGACGCUUUGCUCACUCCUCCAAGCAGAGUCGAGAGGAUGAACACCGAACCAACUAUGAAGAGAGCAUGAUGAUACGUCUGAAUAUGACCCGGAAGGAGAAGGCUCAUCGGAGGCGACAGGGCGCCUUGAGUUCCCAGCUGAGCUCUCUUACCUACUUUGGAGACAUCAGUGCAUUGACUGGAGCCACCGCCCCAUUGGGAGAGGAUUCAGGCCCUUUAAAGAAGAGGAAGAAGGCUGGUACGAAACAGGGAAAGAAAAAAAAAGGUAAGUCCUGGUGGAAAAGUUUCCACAAGCGGCGGUAA